This is a messenger RNA of Teleopsis dalmanni, 1661 nucleotides long. RefSeq names its product ubiquitin-conjugating enzyme E2Q-like protein 1. The coding region runs from base 764 to 1504 and encodes 246 amino acids. The record is from RefSeq and is a predicted model, not a curated record. The transcript is spliced from 5 exons. NCBI's taxonomy places the organism in Eukaryota, Metazoa, Arthropoda, Insecta, Diptera, Diopsidae.
GUGUUAUUAAAUAUUUAAAAUAUUUUCUUUAAACAAUAAACUGUUUUACAGACAAUCAAUACAUACAACACUGUUACAAAACAGCUGCUAUAACAAUUGUUUUAUGGUGCGUAGCCACCACUUGUACACUUUGCUGUUGUUGUUGUUGUAUAUGAGCAAAAAUCUGUGUGCUAGCAGCUCAGCUCAGUCUGCUUUCAACUCGCUUCGAUUGUGGUGUGUUAAUCGAGUGUGUCUCGUCGCCGACGCUGGGAUAGGAAAUAUUUACGCGUCUAUACCGUUAUCUAUAAAGUACAAUUCAAAAAAGUUCAUCUAAAAACUGAACAGUAUCAAUUGUUUACAUAAACGCUCAAUAUAGUUUAGGUUUAAGUGCAACAUUAAAUAUUUUUAAAGCAACUUUCCUGCAAAGCGCAUUGAUUUUGCAAAGUCGAACUAAACCCUGGCGACAAAACAACACAACAACAAGGCAAACGGCAACUUAUAUAAAUAGCUAAAGAAGUACAAACCAAAAACAUCACAGAUUCAAGGAUAAUUAAGGAUAUUGCAAAAAUUUGCUAUAGCGAAGAGAAUAACUAAUUUCGUUGCAUUUCUUACGCUGAUACAUUAGAUUAUUAAAAAACAAACGAAGACUGAGACCUUUGCAAUUUUAUACAUCUCGGCAGACUACAACCGUCAUACGUGAGAAUCCACAACAAGCAUUCAAGGACUAACAAAAAAUUUGGUGUCGUAAAUCUUUACGUAGUUUUGGCAACGUGAGUCAAUAAAAAUGUCCUCUCGCUCCAAAGAGAAAGUUACUGCUGCUAUUCGUAAGUUUUUCAAAGGCAAUGAUAAAGUCGAAGCAGCCGAAGCAAAUGCAACAGGAGCUGCAGAUUCACCUAAUAGACGUGGACGGCGUCAGGACAACAAAGUUGCCCCAGCCACAAGCACAAAAGGUGAGGAAUCGAUGGCUACUAUAAGUUUAACUCAAAUGAGCCUCUCUAUGCCAGAUAACAGUAUUAGAGCGCGUCGUCUAAUGAAGGAGUACAAGGAAAUUGUUAAAAUGCAAACCAGCACAAAACAGCCUGUAUUUACGGUUGAAUUGAUUGGUGAUAACUUAUUUGAAUGGUAUGCACGCUUAUUUAUAAUUGAUCCUGAUUCGAAGCUCGCCAAGGAUAUGGCGGAACUGAAAAUUCCAUUUAUAUUGUUACAUUUGGUGUUUCCGGAUAAUUUUCCAUUUUCCCCACCGUUUAUGCGAGUAGCUGAACCACCCAUUGAAAGAGGUUUUGUUAUGGAGGGAGGUGCCAUAUGUAUGGAGUUGUUAACUCCACGCGGUUGGGCAAGCGCUUACACUGUCGAAGCAGUAAUUAUGCAGUUUGCAGCUAGUUUGGCGAAAGGUCAAGGACGGGUUGUUAGAAAACCAAAGAGCACGAAAGAAUUUAAUAGACGUACUGCAGAAGAAUCCUUCCGUUCCUUAGUGCGGACACAUGAGAAAUACGGCUGGGUCACACCAGCACUUUCAGAUGGCUAAAUAUAGAAACAUUUACUUUGUUAUUGUAUUUUAAUAAGAUAUAACUUGUUUUUUAUGUAUAUCCAAAAAUGUUUAAGAAUGUGCAACAUUAUUGCUGCCAAAAAUUAAUUGUUGCCACUUUUGGUAAACUCUUAGUUGAAUAAAAAAAUAAUCCAUA